This is a messenger RNA of Gorilla gorilla gorilla (western lowland gorilla), 1766 nucleotides long. RefSeq names its product charged multivesicular body protein 2A (gene CHMP2A). Gene Ontology annotation, biological process: vacuolar transport. The record is from RefSeq and is a predicted model, not a curated record. NCBI's taxonomy places the organism in Eukaryota, Metazoa, Chordata, Mammalia, Primates, Hominidae. The transcript has 6 exons. Bases 1015 to 1683 code for a protein of 222 amino acids.
UUGGGUGGAAAGCGCCCACCCCGGUACUGGCUUGGGUCACUCGGGCGGGACUCAAAACAUGAAACACUCGGACGCUCAGAGGAAACGGGAGCUGUUGCGCAUGCGCUCGGACGCUGGCCCGUUCCAGGGCACGUGCGCACGCGCGCUCCUGGAGUUUCCCAACCUUCCGGGUGCGGGCGGGGCAUGUUACGUCACGUCGUUUAAUCCGGAAACGGCGGCGGAGGCGACAGGACCGAGGGGCCUUAGUUGGUGGGCAAGUCGGGGAUCCCAGAAAGAGAAGCGUGACCCGGAAGCGGAAACGGGUGUCCGUCCCAGCUCCGGUGAGUGGCCCCUGCUGGACCGUGGAUCCCGGGCGGGCGUGCGGGCGGCAGCGUACAAGGCCUUCUACUCGCCCGGGUGUCCGGUGCCUCGCUUCUCCCUGGGACCCUGUCGUCAACAUCGAGGUCUCCAACACCACCUUGCUUUGGUGCCGGGCCCACUGACUCUGUCCUCGGUGUACAGUGCGACCCAAUCUCCAUCAUCCCGUCCUCAGUGUACAGGAUGCCCCAGCGCCCCCAACCGUCUCCCUCAGCAUUCAGGGUCCCCAAAUCCUAAUGCCUUGUCCUGAGCUUCACAGCCCCACAUUCACCUGUUCUUGGUACUUAGCGUUUCUGCCCAUCCUGUCCUCCUCUAUCAGAACCCCCACAAUUGCUCUGUCCUCGGUGCCCACAGUCCCCAAAACACCAGUGCACCGGCCCGCGUCACCCCCCGCUCUCAGUCGUAUCAAGGACUCCAGGGCCUCACCCAUGGUUCUGGAGAGGGAAGCUGAACUUGCAAGCCGUAACUUCUGUUGGGGCAUGGCGAUGAAGGAGGGGCUCGGGCCAGCACUUGGAUAAUUUUUAGGUCUACCUGUCCCCCUUUAUGUGUCCCCGGGACAAUCCAAGUGUUCUCAGCUGCUCCCUUUUGGCCCCUCAUUCCUGCCUCCAGUCUCCGUUAGCCCCUUCCCAUUUGGCCUGCCAGUGAGCUUCUACCAUCAUGGACCUAUUGUUCGGGCGCCGGAAGACACCAGAGGAGCUACUGCGGCAGAACCAGAGGGCCCUGAACCGUGCCAUGCGGGAGCUGGACCGCGAGCGACAGAAACUAGAGACCCAGGAGAAGAAAAUCAUUGCAGACAUUAAGAAGAUGGCCAAGCAAGGCCAGAUGGAUGCUGUUCGCAUCAUGGCAAAAGACUUGGUGCGCACCCGGCGCUAUGUGCGCAAGUUUGUAUUGAUGCGGGCCAACAUCCAGGCUGUGUCCCUCAAGAUCCAGACACUCAAGUCCAACAACUCGAUGGCACAAGCCAUGAAGGGUGUCACCAAGGCCAUGGGCACCAUGAACAGACAGCUGAAGUUGCCCCAGAUCCAGAAGAUCAUGAUGGAGUUUGAGCGGCAGGCAGAGAUCAUGGAUAUGAAGGAGGAGAUGAUGAAUGAUGCCAUUGAUGAUGCCAUGGGUGAUGAGGAAGAUGAAGAGGAGAGUGAUGCUGUGGUGUCCCAGGUUCUGGAUGAGCUGGGACUUAGCCUAACAGAUGAGCUGUCAAACCUCCCCUCAACUGGGGGCUCGCUUAGUGUGGCUGCUGGUGGGAAAAAAGCAGAGGCCGCAGCCUCAGCCCUAGCUGAUGCUGAUGCAGACCUGGAGGAACGGCUUAAGAACCUGCGGAGGGACUGAGUGCCCCUGCCACUCCGAGAUAACCAGUGGAUGCCCAGGAUCUUUUACCACAACCCCUGUGUAAUAAAAGAGAUUUGACACUA